Melanaphis sacchari is the source of this 378-nucleotide messenger RNA. RefSeq names its product histone H2A-like. NCBI's taxonomy places the organism in Eukaryota, Metazoa, Arthropoda, Insecta, Hemiptera, Aphididae. The coding region runs from base 1 to 378 and encodes 125 amino acids. Gene Ontology annotation, molecular function: DNA binding; structural constituent of chromatin; protein heterodimerization activity. Gene Ontology annotation, cellular component: nucleosome. The transcript has a single exon. The record is from RefSeq and is a predicted model, not a curated record.
AUGAGCGGAAGAGGCAAAGCAGGAAAAUCGAAGGGAGGUAAAUCCAAGACCAGGUCAUCCCGUGCCGGACUCCAGUUUCCAGUCGGACGUAUUCAUCGGCUAUUAAGAAAAGGAAAUUAUGCCGAACGUGUCGGCGCAGGGGCACCAGUAUAUCUGGCCGCCGUCAUGGAAUACUUGGCAGCUGAAGUUUUGGAAUUGGCCGGUAACGCUGCUCGUGACAACAAGAAGUCUCGUAUCAUUCCUAGACAUUUACAAUUGGCCAUCAGAAAUGACGAGGAAUUGAACAAAUUGUUGUCUGGAGUAACUAUCGCUCAAGGCGGUGUGUUGCCCAACAUCCAAGCUGUACUUUUACCAAAAAAGACUGAAAAGAAAGUUUAA